UUGGCAGGAAAUUCUACUGCCUAGCAGCUGCUUCAAAAUGACAUGUGCUCUAAAACUUCCCAUGCAGUUGUUCAAGUUGAAUAUAUCUGUGUUAGGCAACCAGUCAUUGCUAUCAUGCAGGCUUCCAACAAUGAAAUCAAUGGAUAUGCAGAGCCUCCACUGUUGUGCAGCUUUGAAUGAAGCUGUGACUGCCCGUUACAGAGCCACAAGAAAUAGAACUUUACCUCUCACAUAUGAAAUGGCAAAAGGACCUUUCAGAAUUGGCACUGAAAAAUCAUGGAACUCUUGGAACACAAGCAAUUUAUUAGAUGGAAAACGCCGGUCAGAGUCAGCAGUUGAUGACAUUUUCAUCAGAAGAUUCAUAACCGGCACUUGGCACGAUCUUUUUGUCUCAGAGGUAAUCAUCAAGCGCCAAUUCAACAUGAUUCGCAUAGCAGGACUUGUGCAGCGCAAGGUCCAACCUCGGAAGAUGUAUUUCCUCAUUGGUUACACUGAGGAGCUUCUUUCCUACUGGCUUAAGUGUCCUGUCAAACUCGAACUACAGACCGUAGCCACAAAGGAAGAUGCUAUCUAUAAAUACAUCUAAGAUUUGAACUGUUCUUUAAGGUAAUUUUUUACAGAACUCAAAGCUCUGAAGAUCACCACAUGACUAUACCUUGCAAGGGUACAGAGUUUCAUCAGUUGCCUCCACUAACUUCAACACAAUUAUUUGACUGAACUGUGCUCCAUUCGACACAUCAGUACCUUUCUGUUAUUGAGUCAUCUUUUGUCGGAGACAAUUUCCUUCAAUAUUUUUAUGGUUCAGUUAUCCAAUAAAUUUCAACUUUGUUGUAAAUAUAAAUACAAAAAUAGAAUAAUUUUACAUCGAUAACGAUAACACAUUAUGUAUAGCCCUCGCAAUCCAAAGCAUGUUCUUAAAAGCUUUAUAAACAUACGAGUUAUGUUCAUUCUGCCGAUUGUCGGUUGAACAUAGUUUUUUCUAACUCAAGCUCCUAUGUCAUGGCCGAGUGUGAUAAAGUAAACAGACUACCAAUGUCUGUCAUUGGACGAGAGUGAAACUGACGUAUAAAAUUAAAAGAUCUUAUCCAAAGAUUCGGUACUCACAGAAAAAAUGGAAAUGGCGUCAUCUCUUCCACUACAGAAGGAUAUGUAUGUAUAUAGGUAGAUCUCCCACACACUUGAAGCUUGUAAGGGAUUAAAAUAAACUGCUGCUAUCGGCA
Messenger RNA from Hyalella azteca, 1220 nucleotides. RefSeq names its product 28S ribosomal protein S24, mitochondrial (gene mRpS24). The record is from RefSeq and is a predicted model, not a curated record. Gene Ontology annotation, biological process: translation. Bases 38 to 586 code for a protein of 182 amino acids. Gene Ontology annotation, cellular component: mitochondrion. NCBI's taxonomy places the organism in Eukaryota, Metazoa, Arthropoda, Malacostraca, Amphipoda, Hyalellidae. The transcript has 3 exons.